GGAUCUGCAAUCCAAUAUGGCUGCGCCCACAAGCAUCAAACAUGGAGCAAAGAGCAGCUGAUUUGUAACAAGUUCGGCGAUGAAGCAAAGGCAGCAUGAUUUACCUGGCUAAUAAAUAUGUGGCACUUAUCAGUUGUAGUGUUAUUAGACACAUAUCUAUGCCUGUCAGCGUUUCCCUCUUGCAUCCAGGGCAGUUGAGAUCAGCUCCCUUACAGGCGCAAAGGUGGUUGCGUACGGGAAACAAGUAUCGCUGCGAAGUGCGCUACGAAUGGAAGGAUCCCAAGUCUGAUGACGAAGUGGUCAAUAUUACCUACGUAAGAAAGGAUGGAUCGAAAGUGCCAGUACGGGGGAAGGUUGGUGACAACCUGAUGUAUUUAGCUCAUCGCUACGGCGUCGAGAUGGAAGGUGCUUGCGAAGCUUCUCUGGCGUGCACGACUUGUCACGUGUACGUGAGGGAGGAUUACUACGACAGGCUACCAGAGCCCGAUGAAAAAGAGGAGGACCUCCUGGACCUGGCGCCAUUCCUCAAGGAGAACUCCAGGCUUGGAUGCCAGAUUGUGCUGACCAAGGACUUGGAAGGGCUGGAGGUGACAUUGCCAAUGGCGACACGCAACUUCUACGUCGACGGUCAUGUGCCGCAGCCACACUAAAAGCCACGCUCCGCUUGUCCAUGUAGCGUAUUCGUUUUAUUGUAUAGAUUUACAGGUUAUUAAAAGUACGCUCGGUUCACUUUC
This is a messenger RNA of Dermacentor silvarum, 734 nucleotides long. RefSeq names its product adrenodoxin-like protein 1, mitochondrial (gene Fdx1). NCBI's taxonomy places the organism in Eukaryota, Metazoa, Arthropoda, Arachnida, Ixodida, Ixodidae. The transcript is spliced from 6 exons. Gene Ontology annotation, molecular function: 2 iron, 2 sulfur cluster binding. Gene Ontology annotation, biological process: P450-containing electron transport chain; positive regulation of oxidoreductase activity. The coding region runs from base 96 to 650 and encodes 184 amino acids. Gene Ontology annotation, cellular component: mitochondrion. The record is from RefSeq and is a predicted model, not a curated record.